Messenger RNA from Tupaia belangeri chinensis (Chinese tree shrew), 900 nucleotides. RefSeq names its product calcyphosine like (gene CAPSL). The record is from RefSeq and is a predicted model, not a curated record. Bases 113 to 739 code for a protein of 208 amino acids. Gene Ontology annotation, molecular function: calcium ion binding. NCBI's taxonomy places the organism in Eukaryota, Metazoa, Chordata, Mammalia, Scandentia, Tupaiidae. The transcript has 5 exons.
GCUAGAGUAGAGAUUGACAGUGAGCUGAGCCAACGAGACUGUCGGUUUGCCCCAGUGAGUCCAGGCUAUCCAAUCAGCACAGAGGGCAGACCAAGACUUCAGAGGAAGACAGAUGGCAGGGACAGCACGCCACGACCGAGAGAUGGCGAUCCAAUCCAAGAAAAAGCUCACCACAGCCACCGACCCCAUUGAAAGACUUCGACUGCAAUGCCUGGCCAGGGGUUCUGCUGGCAUCAAAGGACUUGGCAGAGUAUUUCGGAUUAUGGAUGACAAUAACAAUCGAACUCUUGACUUCAAAGAAUUUGUGAAAGGAUUAAAUGAUUAUGCUGUGGUCAUGGAAAAGGAAGAGGCUGAAGAGCUUUUCCGGAAGUUUGAUAAAGAUGGAAGUGGAACAAUAGAUUUCAAUGAAUUUCUUCUCACAUUAAGACCUCCAAUGUCUAGAGCCAGAAAAGAGGUAAUUAUGCAAGCUUUCAGAAAGUUAGAUAAAACUGGAGAUGGCGUUAUAACAAUCGAAGAUCUUCGUGGGGUGUAUAAUGUAAAACACCAUCCAAAGUACCAGAAUGGAGAAUGGACCGAGGAACAAGUUUUCAGGAAAUUUUUGGAUAACUUUGAUUCACCCUAUGACAAAGAUGGACUGGUAACCCCUGAGGAGUUUAUGAACUACUAUGCUGGCGUGAGUGCGUCCAUUGACACCGAUGUGUACUUCAUCGUCAUGAUGAGAACUGCCUGGAAGCUCUAAAUGUGUGACCUGGAAACCAGGCCUUGGGAACCGCCACAUGGCUCCAAAUGAUUACAUUUCAAAAACCAGGAUCAUGCUUGAUUUAAUGUUCACUUCAUGUCCACACCUUGCAUUUUAUGGGGUAAAGGAAGGGGCAGAAAUAAAGACACCAAAGUUGUUAA